CAUUGAUUCUAUGAAAUAUACAUUUUGUUUUACUCGAUAUAUAUAUUUAGAUUCACAUUAAAUUAUUACUGAAAUUUUAUAUUAUUUUAAUUACUGGGGUAAAUUAAUUUUUCUACUGGUGACAUAAUUAUUUAUCAUUUUAACUGGUUGAACAAGUGUGACCCUUUUUAUCAGUUUUAUUCCUUACUCAAGAAUGUACUAUUUUGAAGCUGACUGAAUUUUAUUGUGAGCCACUAGAAAUUCGAUUUCGAAAUUUUGGAUGGAACUAUUUUAUGAAUUUAUGAUGCAAAUAACAAAAUUCUUGAUAUUUUAAUCGUAUUUCUAUUUCUGACAUUGCCUUGAUCACAAUAAGACAAUUCACAAGACGUUUCCUGGUACUUCCUGGCUUAUCAACCGAGAAAAUUUUCUUCUGACUACGGACCGUAAUAAAUAAUCACCCAAUUUUCAUGUGUUUACCUGUGAUCGCUAUUUCAUUGAAAAGCUUAAAUGUUGUUCCUCAAAACAUGUAAAACACAUAAUUCAAAUCAUAUAAUGACAUUUCUUUCCCAUUUUAGAAUGAAUACUAACCUUUUGCAGCAACAUGCUGCCUUCAAGAAACAAGCUACAGCUUCCUCCUCCAAACCCACCUCCAAACCCACUGCCAAACAGUCAGCACCUCGCACAAAUGAGCCUUCCAAGAAGCGCUUCAAACCAGACACUAAAUCAGUUGCUAAUAACCCCAACACUUUCAAAUGGCUAAAAACAACCGUCGAUAGACUGAGAAGACGUUAUCAGAAGGAAAGAAAACCUGUAUCAAUUGAUGAUUUGAUAAAAAUGACAGGCCUUGAUUUGGACCCACACGAAAAAGCGUGGCUAACGAAUGCAUUGAAAGACAAUCCAAAAGUUUUGUUCGAAAGAGAAAAGGAAAAGUUUUCUUUUAAACCUUCAUAUCCGAUGCACAACAAAGACGAUUUAUUGAACAUAUUAAGAGAACAUUAUGAUAAUGGUAUGGGUGGUAUUAUGGAACUAGAUGUCAAAGAAUGCAUUUUGAAAGCUGAAGAAGUCAUCGCAGAACUUAAAUCAGAAAAUUUGUUGAAAUGUGUAACAAGAUCAGAUAAGCAAGUUGUGAUAUACUAUCGGGACACUAGUGUGGAAUGCCAGCUCAGCGAGGAUUUCAAGGAAUUGUGGAAUACCAUCAGUGUGAAGGAGAUCAGUGAAAAUGAUAUUGAGAACUAUUUGAAACGUGUAGGUAUUGCAACUAUGGAGGGAUAUGGGUUGAAGAAAAAGAAUGCUAUGAAGAAGAAGCCGGUUAAGAGAAAACGAAAUGUAAAAAUGUUGAACAGUCAUUUGGAUUCUAAGAUGCUGAAAGAAUUUGAUUGAAAAUUAUAUGAUUUUCGUUUCCUGCAGGCAUCGCUGACUUUCCCAUCAGAUUUAUGAAUUUUCAUGUAAAUUGCUGUAAUAUUUCGCAAAUUAUGAACAUUGACUAUAAUUGAACUAAA
Bolinopsis microptera is the source of this 1478-nucleotide messenger RNA. RefSeq names its product transcription initiation factor IIE subunit beta-like. Gene Ontology annotation, biological process: transcription initiation at RNA polymerase II promoter. Gene Ontology annotation, cellular component: transcription factor TFIIE complex. The coding region runs from base 487 to 1359 and encodes 290 amino acids. The record is from RefSeq and is a predicted model, not a curated record. Gene Ontology annotation, molecular function: TFIIH-class transcription factor complex binding. The transcript is spliced from 2 exons. NCBI's taxonomy places the organism in Eukaryota, Metazoa, Ctenophora, Tentaculata, Lobata, Bolinopsidae.